Molecule: messenger RNA, 408 nt
Organism: Pichia membranifaciens NRRL Y-2026
Lineage: Eukaryota; Fungi; Ascomycota; Pichiomycetes; Pichiales; Pichiaceae
Exons: 1
Coding region: 1-408 (135 amino acids)
Cellular component (GO): cytoplasm
Source: RefSeq, a predicted model, not a curated record
AUGAAGCACGUCAAACCCACGGCACGAGCCGCCGGGGAUACUUUUGUUGUGCAGUUUCUUUCGCCAGGAUACUUAUUCCAUGUCGGAGUUGACCUUGUGCUUGCGUCGAUGGUGCUUGCCGGGAUCAAGCUUGUGACGGGCUACGAGCUUUCGCCCCACAGCGUGGCGCACACGGAGAACGCCAUUUCGUUUGUGAAGCGGUACCUCCAGCUGGGGGAGUGGCUGUUCCAGCACGCAUGCAGCAGGGCGGUGAAGUCGCCGAGCUUCAAGCGGGUGAACUGGAAGGAGAUGAGCCAGUCGUUCAGUUCGAACUUCCUUGGCAGCACCAUGCGGCUCAUGGACGACUUCCAGAAGGCGUUCGACAAGUCAACCGGGGCCCCAGGCGCCCGGAAGAUCGAGGAGCUCUAA